This is a messenger RNA of Yamadazyma jaroonii, 1503 nucleotides long. The record is from the annotation of a GenBank genome assembly. Lineage: Eukaryota; Fungi; Ascomycota; Pichiomycetes; Serinales; Debaryomycetaceae.
AUGUCAAACUUAACUCCAAAGAAACAUACCAAAUCUCAAUCAGCUUAUGCCUUUGAUAACACUGCAACUAAUGUUGCUGCAUCACAAAUGAGAAAUGCAUUGAACAAUUUAGUCGAUAGUGUUUCAGAUGCUGAAGCCCAAAGAAAAUUUGAAAAUGAAAUGGAUUCAUUCUUUGCUUUAUUCAGAAGAUACUUAACUGAUAAAGUAAGUGGAACUCAAUUGGAUUGGGAUAAAAUUAAAUCACCCAAUAAAGACGAAGUUGUUAACUUUCAAAGUUUAGUUAAUGAUGAUGCUUCUAACUUGGAUAAAUUAGCUGUUUUGAAAUUGAAUGGUGGUUUAGGUACUUCAAUGGGUUGUGUUGGUCCUAAAUCAGUCAUUGAAGUUAGAGAUGGUAACACUUUCUUGGAUUUAACUGUCAGACAAAUUGAACAUUUAAAUAGAAAUUAUGAUACUGAUGUUCCAUUAUUAUUGAUGAAUUCUUUCAACACUGAUGCUGACACUGCCAAAAUCAUUAAGAAAUAUCAAGGUCAUAGAAUCAGAGUUAGAACUUUCAAUCAAUCAAGAUUCCCAAGAAUCUUAAAAGAUAGUUUAUUACCUGUCCCAUCAGAUUUUGAAGAUAAGAGUGAAAGUUGGUACCCACCAGGUCAUGGUGAUUUAUUCGAAAGUUUAGUCAGCUCAGGUGAAUUAGAUUAUUUACUUAAUCAAGGUAAAGAAAUCUUAUUCGUUUCAAAUGGUGAUAACUUGGGUGCUACUGUUGAUCCAAAAAUCUUAAAUCAUAUGAUCGAAACCAAUGCUGAAUUUAUUAUGGAAUUAACUGAUAAAACCAGAGCUGAUGUUAAAGGUGGUACUUUAAUUAAUUAUGAUGGUCAAGUUAGAUUAUUAGAAAUUGCACAAGUUCCAAAAGAACAUGUUGAAGAUUUCAAAUCUAUCAAGAAAUUCAAAAAUUUCAACACUAACAAUUUAUGGAUUAACUUAAAAGCCAUCAAAAGAUUAGUUGAAAACAAUGGUAUUCAAUCAGAAAUCAUUCCAAAUCAAAAAUCUAUCUCAUCAGGCUCAAGUGAUAUUAACGUUUUACAAUUAGAAACUGCUGUUGGUGCUUCAAUUAGAUAUUUCAAUAAUGCUCACGGUAUUGUUGUUCCAAGAUCAAGAUUCUUGCCUGUUAAGACUUGUAGUGAUUUAUUAUUGGUCAAAUCUGAUUUAUUCUUCUUGGAACAUGGUGCAUUAAAAUUAGAUCCUGGUAGAGAUGGUUUUGCUAAUCCAUUAAUCAAAUUAGGUUCUCACUUCAAGAAAGUUUCAAAUUUCCAAUCAAGAAUUCCUCAUAUGCCAAAAAUUUUGGAAUUAGAUCAUUUAACUAUUACCGGUAAUGUUAAUUUAGGUAAGAAUGUUCAAUUAAAAGGUACUGUCAUUAUCGUUUGUAAUGAAGGUGAUAAAAUUGAUAUUCCAAAUGGUUCAAUUUUGGAAAAUGUCGUCGUUACUGGAAGUUUAUCAAUUUUAGAACAUUAA